Messenger RNA from Phyllostomus hastatus (greater spear-nosed bat), 4100 nucleotides. RefSeq names its product aldehyde dehydrogenase 6 family member A1 (gene ALDH6A1). Gene Ontology annotation, molecular function: methylmalonate-semialdehyde dehydrogenase (acylating, NAD+) activity; malonate-semialdehyde dehydrogenase (acetylating, [NAD(P)+]) activity. NCBI's taxonomy places the organism in Eukaryota, Metazoa, Chordata, Mammalia, Chiroptera, Phyllostomidae. Bases 105 to 1709 code for a protein of 534 amino acids. Gene Ontology annotation, biological process: L-valine catabolic process; thymine catabolic process. The transcript has 12 exons. The record is from RefSeq and is a predicted model, not a curated record. Gene Ontology annotation, cellular component: mitochondrion.
AGAGGUGCGACAGGAUGGUGGGGCGAAAUCUGGCAGCUGCAGUUCUUGUAGGGAGUCACGGAGAGUAGAGGCCCCGGGAGGCGGAGAAGCAGCAGACGGGAACCAUGGCGGCGGUGGUGGCGGCGGCCUCAGUGCGGGCUCGGAUCCUGCAGGUUUCUUCCAAGGUGAGCUCCACUUGGUAUCCAGCAUCCUGCUUCUCCUCUUCUUCAGCGCCAACUGUAAAGCUCUUCAUUGAUGGGAAAUUUGUGGAAUCCAAAAGCGACAAGUGGAUCGACAUCCACAACCCAGCCACCAAUGAGGUCAUUGGCCGGGUCCCUCAGGCCACCAGGGCUGAAAUGGAUGCAGCUGUUGCUUCCUGCAAACGUGCUUUUCCCGCUUGGGCAGACACUUCAGUAUUAAGCCGUCAGCAGGUCCUGCUUCGCUAUCAACAACUCAUUAAAGAAAACUUGAAAGAAAUUGCCAGGUUAAUCACGCUGGAACAAGGGAAGACCCUAGCAGAUGCUGAAGGAGAUGUAUUUCGAGGCCUUCAGGUGGUUGAGCAUGCCUGUAGUGUGACAUCCCUCUUGCUGGGAGAGACCAUGCCAUCCAUCACCAAAGACAUGGACCUUUAUUCCUACCGCCUGCCUCUGGGGGUGUGCGCAGGCAUUGCUCCGUUCAAUUUCCCGGCCAUGAUCCCCCUUUGGAUGUUUCCCAUGGCCAUGGUAUGUGGCAAUACCUUCCUGAUGAAACCAUCAGAGCGAGUGCCUGGAGCAACUAUGCUUCUUGCUAAGUUGCUCCAGGACUCCGGUGCCCCCGAUGGAACGCUGAACAUCAUCCAUGGACAGCAUGAAGCUGUAAACUUUAUUUGUGAUCAUCCGGAUAUCAGAGCCAUCAGCUUCGUGGGAUCCAACCAGGCUGGAGAGUACAUCUUUGAGAGAGGGUCAAGACAUGGCAAGAGAGUUCAAGCCAAUAUGGGAGCCAAGAACCAUGGGGUGGUUAUGCCAGAUGCCAAUAAGGAAAACACCCUGAACCAGCUGGUUGGGGCAGCAUUUGGAGCUGCUGGUCAGCGCUGCAUGGCUCUUUCAACAGCGAUCCUUGUGGGAGAAGCUAAGAAGUGGCUGCCGGAGCUGGUGGAGCGUGCCAAAAACCUGAGAGUCAAUGCAGGAGACCAGCCUGGAGCUGAUCUUGGCCCUCUGAUCACCCCCCAGGCCAAAGAGCGAGUCUGUAAUCUGAUUGAUAGCGGAACAAAGGAGGGAGCCUCCAUCCUUCUGGAUGGUCGAAAAAUUAAAGUCAAAGGCUAUGAAAAUGGCAACUUUGUUGGACCAACCAUCAUCUCAAAUGUCAAGCCGAACAUGACCUGUUACAAAGAGGAGAUUUUUGGUCCGGUUCUUGUGGUUCUGGAGGCAGACACUUUGGAUGAAGCCAUUAAGAUUGUAAAUGAUAACCCAUAUGGAAAUGGAACCGCCAUCUUCACCACCAAUGGAGCCACUGCGCGGAAAUACUCCCACUUGGUAGAUGUUGGGCAGGUGGGUGUGAACGUCCCCAUUCCGGUGCCUUUACCGAUGUUCUCGUUCACUGGCUCCCGGUCCUCCUUCAGGGGAGACACCAAUUUCUAUGGCAAACAGGGCAUCUACUUCUACACUCAGCUAAAGACCAUCACUUCUCAGUGGAAAGAGGAAGAUGCUACUCUCUCUUCACCUGCUGUAGUGAUGCCUACUAUGGGCCGUUAGACACAGUUUAUUCCAGACUCAGUCCAUCCUGAGUCAUCUGUUGUUCUUGACUGCCUUCAUUUGCCAACUUUGAUCAGAUCAGAGGCCUGGGAAUGGAAUACCUUGUAACUAAAAUCUUUCUCGGGACCCUUAGCCCCUGCGAAGUUGCUACAGGGAGACUCCUAGGGUAACUCUGAAACCGUGUUUUCACUUACUCUUCAUACUUCCCUUUCUGAGGUAACUGUUGUUAACUGUGAAAUGCUUAUCUGGAAUGAGAGCUUAGAUCUGUUUUCCAGAAAUUCUCCCCUUUUCUGAUGACCUGAUGGGAAGAUUAGUGUUUGUAAAGAUCCCCCAUAAGUGGAAGAGGACCUCUUGGAUUGGGAAAUAGGAUGGAAAUAAUUCACCCUCUGGUUGGCCCUCAAACACAGGCUUGCACCAGUGGGGGAGACCCUGGUGCCAGGCUCUUCUGAGCCUCUCACCUCACACUAACCAAGUUAUAGUCCGUUUCUACUUAUCCCACAAUUGUGACAGCUGCUUCUCUCUUUUUGCUGAAUGCCACUUUGUCCUAGUGAUUCAUGACCACUGAAUUCUAUCAUUGUCUCUGUUCCUGCUUCUUAAAAUCACUUCUCAAGGAUACCUCAGUGUGCAUUGGAUAAAUCAACUUUUUGUUGUGUGUGCCAAGUGUUAAAUUUCAGGGUUUGCCUCAGCAAUCAUUAAUUAAUGCUUCAGUCAUUAACUCAGAUGCCCUCUUUUUUUUUUUUAAAGAAAACCAUUUAAAAUGUUAUUUUAGGCCCAGAAAUCAAGGGGUGUUUGCCUUAAGCAAGUCUGACCUGGUAGUCCUUGCCGAGUGUUUUAUGUUGCUCUUUCCUCUUGUCUGCUCUUCUCUUGUCAUUCAUUCUCAUGAAUGAUACUUUGUAGUGAAAGAACACUUAAUACAGAAUAACUGACUAGGGUCUAAGAAAUGUUAAAGCUUUUCAUGACAUAAAGUAGUAAAAAGGAAAUGCUCUGACAGAUUCUCUCUUGCCACCAUUAAUUCAGUUAUCUUUAUGCUCUUUGUUUCUCUGAUGUAGCCAAACUGAGUCUAAGAAGAUACCGAUGUGCUAAACAGAAUAGCUUCUUUCUUUUUGCCGUAUGUCCCAGCUGAACCUCGUCUUUCUGAUGCAGCUUUCACCCAGUGAACCGGGAGAAGGCUUCUGGUUCCUAGACAGUGAAUAAUCUCUGGUCUUCAGCCAGGUGACAUAGGUCACUUAUUUUCCUGCUUCCCUGCUAGUCCUGUGGAUAAUGCUAGCCCACUCCAUGGGAUUAAUUAAGGAUAGUGAAAACCUUGAAAAUGUUUGUGCACUGUACGUAUUUUAAGCUUAUUACUACCACCUACUGGAUAGAAUGUAAAAACCUUCAAUCACUUAAUGCAGCGAUUUUCAACCUUUUUCAUCUCAUGGCACACAUAAACUAAUUUUAAAAUUUUGCAGCAUGCCGAAAAUAUAUUUGUUGCUGAUCUGACAAAAAAAUAGGUAUAAUUUUGAUUGAUUUACAAAAAAUAUUAAUAAUAGUAAUUAUCUAGACUUUGCUCCCAAGUGACUUUUUUUUAACAAAUCAGGUGCCUAUAGUUGUGUAUAUAAGGAUUUCUGGUACCAAGAAUUAACCAAUCAGAUGCUAUUUUAUUAUGCACUGUGACCAAUAAGAUGGAAGUCUAUUACAUCACUUACAUAUUUAUGGUUCAAGACGGGGCAUGCAUACUGGCUGGCUGUUGUGUUGUCUGUUGUCAUUCUUUUAUUUGACAAUCUAAGGGAAAAGAGGUCAUUCAGUGCUUCUACAGAGUGAGGUAUCACAUGUUUUAAAGAUUCUUGUGACACACCGGUUGAAAAUCACUGACUUAAGGUGACCAGAACUUUAAUAAAAUACAUUUAUGACCCUACUGGGUCUUCCUGUUUGGCUUUGUUUUGUUUUGAUUUCCCUUCUUAAAGUUGAGGCAGCAGAAAUUUAUAGAAUGCCCCUUAUUUUAUUGCUUAUCACAGCUGGCAACUAGUAGUGAUAUUUAAUCCAAUCCAACAGCUGUAGGCUGGGUUGAAUAAAAGGUCAUAUUCUCUGGAUUCCAACUGGAAUUAAGUCAUAGAGACUCCUAAAUUUUCCUUACACUUAAAGGAAAUCACUUUUUUAAAAAAUAUGAACUAAUCAGAAUGUUGUUGCUCUAAUUGGAAUCAAUUCAUUUGGCUAGCUACUUGAUACUCAGGAGUUUCUUGUUCCUUAGAUGGAAAACAUCUGUACGGUUACGUUUAUGCUAGUACCAGCUUUAAAAAAAAUCAGUGUUUUUCUUUAUUUUUGCUCGAUGUGUCCUCAUUUGAAAUUUCUCUGAUUCUACAUUAUACUGAUUAUGAAUAACAAAUUACAAAUAAAAAGUUCUUAAAAAGAAAA